CUUUGCUUCGAGGUCUUCGAGCAGCUGGGCCGGCACGGCUGGCGGGCGGGCCGCUCCUUCCACCGCGCCGUCAUCGACGAGAUCGCCGCCGGCCGGCGGGGCUGGCGGGACGGCUUCGACGACAUCAAAGAGAGGGACAGCCUCACCGCACUCUGCUUGGGCUUUGUCUGCUGACAAGGCCCCGCGGCCGCUCCCAGCACCAUGGUGAGAAACAUGGACGACUUUGACUUCUGCCUGCCUUCACAUGCCCAGGGUGUGCUGGAGGGGCUGCAGAGGCUGCGCGCCAACCCCAAACUGGCGGACGUGACGCUGGUGGCAGGCGGUCAGGAGUUCCCCUGCCACCGCGGCGUGCUGGCUCUCUGCAGCCACUACUUCCAUGCUAUGUUCUCUGGUGACUUCGCCGAGAGCAUCGCGGCGCGGGUGGAGCUGAAGGAGGUGGACCCCAGCACACUGGAGAUGCUGCUCAACUUUGCUUACACAGGGAAGGUCACCAUCAACCAGGGCAACGUGGAGGGACUGAUGCGGACCUCCAGCCAGCUCCACUUCCCCACUAUCCAGAAGGUUUGCAGCCGCUACCUCCGGCAGCAGAUGGAUGCCACCAACUGCCUAGGUAUCUGCGAGUUCGGCGAGAGCCAUGGCUGUCCUGAGGUCUCCUCCAAGGCCUGGUCUUUCUUGCAGGAGAACUUUGAAGCUGUCUCUCGGCAGGAGGAGUUCCUCCAGCUCUCCAAGGAGAGGCUGGCCAUCUACCUUUCCAAUGACCAGCUGCAGGUACAGGAGGAGCAGAGCCUGGCUGAGGCUGUGCUGCGCUGGGUACGCCACGACCCAGGGACCCGAGCCCAGUUCCUGCCCGAGCUGCUGGAGCUAGCCCACCUUGUCUCGCUGCCUGACCAGUACCUGCAGAACCUGCUUUCCACUGAGCCCCUCGUACGUGACUCAGAUGCCAGCAAGGCCCUUGUUGCCCGAUCCCGUGCCACGGGACAGAGCGAUGCUGGUGCCUGGAAGAACUCCCCGACCCUACCGCAGAAGCUGGAGGAGGUGCUGGUGGUGGUUGGCGGCCGUGUGCUGGAGGAGAGUGAGGAUGAGGACGGAGGACUGGAGAUGCCAGCUGCCCCCAGGAACUUUGCCUUCUACAACCCCAAAACCAGGCGAUGGAUGGCUCUGCCUGACUUUCCUGAUUACAACAAAUGGGGCUUUUCCCUGGUGUCUCUGAACAACGACGUGUAUGUCACAGGCGGCUCCCGGGGGUCCCGGAACGACACAUGGUCGACAACCCAGGCCUGGCGCUUCUGCCCCAAGGACGGCGCCUGGAAGCCCAUCGCUUCCAUGCUGAGAGCCCGGACAAAUCACACCAGCGCUGUUCUCAAUGGCGAGAUCUACGUUAUCGGGGGGACAACAGUAGACAUGGUGGAGGUGGAGUGCUACGACCCCUACAACAAGAGCUGGUGCGCCAUCAGCCCAGCCCUCAAGUACGUGAGCAAUUUUGCGGCCGCCAGCUGCUUGGGCAAGCUCUACCUGGUGGGCUCCUGUGCUGUCAAGUACAACGCACUUACCCUGCAGUGCUACAAUCCUGUCCAAGAUCUGUGGAGCGUGAUCACGUCCCCCUUCAUACCCAAGUACCUCUCGGCCCCGCGCUGUGCCACCCUGCAUGGCCUCAUCUACCUCAUCGGGGACAACACCAAGAAGGUCCACGUGUACAACCCAGAGGCCAACAUCUGGCAGAAGGUACAGCUCCUGCACACACUCCAUGAGAAUGGUGGAAUGGUGCCGCUGGGGGAUCGGCUCUUUGUCACUGGCGGCCACUGGAAGGGUAUGGAUGGGGACUACCGGGUGGAGAUGGAAGUGUAUGACUGCACCAAGGACCUCUGGACACGGGAGGGCUCCCUGCCCUGCCUCUGGCUCUUCCACAGUUCCUCCUCUAUCUUCAUGGACACCUCCAAGUGGACAGAGGCUUUCCAGGGUGACCAUGGGUGGUAGGAUGGCCCAAAGCAUCGCCUGCCACCCUGUGCAGCAGCUCUCCCCCUCUCGCCUCUCUCCCUGCUCCUGGCUGAGCUCUGCAGGGGGAAAAAUGGAAACGCCUCUGCAAGGCUGAGUGGGGCAUUGGGAGCAUGUCUCAUCCCUGUCCCCCCUUCCCCCCAACAAAGGGAAAAGCCUUUUCCUUAUAAACACGCUUUGGCUAACAUUC
This is a messenger RNA of Calidris pugnax (ruff), 2182 nucleotides long. It is a transcript of the gene KLHL30, whose product is annotated as kelch like family member 30. Gene Ontology annotation, molecular function: protein binding. The transcript is spliced from 8 exons. The coding region runs from base 202 to 1974 and encodes 590 amino acids. The record is from RefSeq and is a predicted model, not a curated record. NCBI's taxonomy places the organism in Eukaryota, Metazoa, Chordata, Aves, Charadriiformes, Scolopacidae.